Molecule: messenger RNA, 1008 nt
Organism: Cadophora gregata
Lineage: Eukaryota; Fungi; Ascomycota; Leotiomycetes; Helotiales; Ploettnerulaceae
Exons: 2
Coding region: 1-1008 (335 amino acids)
Source: RefSeq, a predicted model, not a curated record
AUGAAGUCUUCCAAGAACGUUAAAACUCUUUCGCCGAGAGUUGACAUCCUUACAGACUUGUUCUUGAACCCUCCAGCAACAGGAUCCAGCGGUCCAGACAAUUCCGAAUGGAUUCUCGGCUCCACACAGCAUGUACGGUGGUCAACGGAUAUGGCCGUCUUCGAUUUUCUCUUGUUUCAACAACUCGAUUGCGGUGAUCAUAGCUGUGUGAAUGGGCCAUUUUUGAUCGCAGAGAAUCUCACAAGCGAGACAAAAACAUGGGACUGGCAAGUCACCACGGGAACUAUGACGUUGAAGCCAUCCAAUACCUUUUUCCUUCGAAUGCGAGAUUCCAAUGACAAAAAAACCGAGUUUGACUCGAGCACACUUGAUUUCACUUCUCCCGAUGCACCUGGUAGUGGUGCAGACAGUCCCUCGGAAACAGCAUCACCGAGCACCCCCAAGCCUUCCAGCACCACUAUUUCUACGGCUCCCUCCAGAGUCAGCUCUUCAGCUUCUAGAACUUUGAUAUCUCUCAGUCCCAUACUGUCCCCAACAACUUCCUCUCAGUCUAUCAUACCAUCAACGACUCUCCCAGCGCCAAGUUCUCCUGGCACACCCACGACGACACCAGCCUCUCUUCCAGGAUCAUCCACAAGUGGAGUCUCAACGGGAGCAAAAAUUGGCAUGAUAGCAGGAGCAAUAUCUGCAGUCGUGCUAGCCAUAUUCAUAGGCUGGUAUCUCGGACGUCGACGAAAACUCAAAUCGACGAAAUCGCCGUUCCAUCCAUUCGAGACCCCACCUCCCGCGCCUCCAGUCCAGCUUGCCGAACUUCACGUCCCAGGAUGGGGGGAACAGAAAGUGAUUCCACCGCCUUUCACGCCUCGAGAACUGCAUGGCAAUGGCAAGUUUGAUAGCUUCAAGGGUCUAAGGGAGUUGGAUGCUUGGGACAAACCGGGUGAGCUUGAUGCGGGGAGUAGGCAGGGGGUUAAGUCGGGGGUCUAUGAGUUGGGACCACGAUAUACGUGA